Lynx canadensis (Canada lynx) is the source of this 1140-nucleotide messenger RNA. Its product is annotated as basic salivary proline-rich protein 2-like. NCBI's taxonomy places the organism in Eukaryota, Metazoa, Chordata, Mammalia, Carnivora, Felidae. The coding region runs from base 1 to 1140 and encodes 379 amino acids. The record is from RefSeq and is a predicted model, not a curated record. The transcript is spliced from 3 exons.
AUGCGCCCCUCGGGUGAAACUCGGGCCUCCUUCCCUCCGCAGAACCCACUCUCCGCUCUUUCUCCCCCGCCAAGCUUCCAAGGGUCUCCUCCCGGGCGGGCGUGCAGGCUUCCUUCACCUUUCGUACCCACCCCCUACUUCCCCCCACCUCCCCCACCCCACCCCCGGCCAAGCGCGACCCAGGCCCCUCCCAAGCUCUGUAUCCAAGGGCCAGCUGCUCCCCGGGCCCCGCCUCUAGGGAUACCCCGGGAUCCCCGGACCCCUCAUCGGGGUCCUGGGCGUCCGGGCCUCUCAGUCCGGAGUCGCUCCGGCCCCUCUGGGCCCCUCAGUCUAGGACUUCCGGGGCCCUCGGUCCGGGGGCGCUGGGCCCCCCCAGCGCCCCGCUCGCCGGCGCCCGCCGCCCUCGGCCAGGGGCCGAGCCCGGGCGGCGCGGCCGGCCGCGCUGGGGGCGGCCCGGCUGCUCGGGCGGACCCAGCUGGCAGCGUCCCCCCACCCCCCCGCGGCGCCGCGAAGUCCGCUCGCUCCCCGGCGGCGGCGGCGGCACGCACAAGGGCGUGGGGAGGCGCCCGCGGAGGCAGCAGCCCCCCGCCCCCUGCGCGCCCGCCCGCCCUCGCCGGCCGCCGCGCGGCCCCCGCGGCGGGCGGGCGACGGAGCAUGCGCAGAGGCCGCCACGGCCGCUACUGCCACCGCCGCCGCCAGGCCGAGCUUCAACACUUCCGGCCGCCGCCGCCGGCGAGCUGGCGCCUUAAAGGGGACGCGUCCUUAUUGCGGGCCCCGCGGAGGAUGAAUCUCAGCCGGAGGAAUUUGAAUGAACCUUUACCUGAGAAGGGGUCUUUUGCUCUGGAGAGUCAGUAUUGGGAAGGGCUCUGGGACCCUAAUAACUCUUCUUCCCCAACUUCAAGAUCCUCCCUUCCCCCACCUCUUACCUCCUCCACCUCAGAGAAUGAUACUUCCAUCACUCAGUCGCCUCCCAGAGACCCCUCUGAUACCGCCUCCUCUCUGAACCCCACCUGGUCCACACCACCAUCAUCUGCCUCUGCUGCCUUACAGCCAGAACCUCCUGAUUGGUCUCCCCACUUCCUGCCAUGCUGCCUCCCAGCCUUCACUGUUUACUACUCCAAUGGCCUCUCUUCCCCUUAG